Mucor mucedo is the source of this 1975-nucleotide messenger RNA. RefSeq lists its product as uncharacterized. Gene Ontology annotation, biological process: carbohydrate metabolic process; purine ribonucleoside salvage. The record is from RefSeq and is a predicted model, not a curated record. NCBI's taxonomy places the organism in Eukaryota, Fungi, Mucoromycota, Mucoromycetes, Mucorales, Mucoraceae. The transcript has 7 exons. Gene Ontology annotation, molecular function: magnesium ion binding; phosphopentomutase activity. Bases 254 to 1861 code for a protein of 535 amino acids.
UUUAUCUCAUUGACAAAUUUAUUCUCAUUGACAACAUGGCUCAAACAUUAGACGCACUCGUGCAAGAAUGGCUUUCUGUAGACCAAGUAAGAUAAGCCAGACAACCAUAUGAACUCUGUCUUUUUAAUACUUUCUUUAGAAUGAAGAAACUCGUAACGAGAUUCUCGAACUUCAAAAGAACAAUAACACCGACGAACUUCAAAAACGUCUCUCUACCCGUAUUGAAUUCGGCACUGCAGGUCUUCGUGCUAGAAUGGAAGCUGGGUUUGCUAGAAUGAAUGAUUUGACAGUACUUCAAGCCUCUCAAGGUCUCGCUGUGUAUAUCGAAGAACAUGUCCAAGACGCUAAAGAACGAGGUAUUGUGAUUGGUCAUGAUCAUCGUCAUCAUUCGCUUGAUUUUGCUCGUUUAACUGCUUUUGCCUUUCUUCAACGAGGAUUCAAGGUGUGGUAUUACAAGGAAUUGGUCCAUACACCUUUAGUGCCUUAUACUAUCAAGAAAUUACACGCAGCAGGUGGUAUUAUGAUUACUGCUUCCCACAAUCCCAAGGAUGAUAACGGAUAUAAAGUAUAUUGGGAAAACGCAUGUCAAAUUAUUCCUCCUCAUGAUGAAGGUAUUGCACAAACAAUUCUUGAGAACUUACAACCUUGGGGUUGGGAUAAAGACUUGGUUUCCACCAGUGAUCUUGUCAGUGACCCUACAGACCAAGGUGUGAUUGAUCAAUACUUUGAAGAAGUGAAGGCUUUAUGUAAAUUCCCUAACGACAAUGAGACUACGGGUGUCAAGUUUACUUAUACUGCAAUGCACGGUGUGGGUACCCCCUUUGCUGUCCGUGCCUUUGAUGCAUUCCAGUUACCCCCGUUUGUGCAAGUGCAGGAACAAGUGGUGCCAGAUCCCGAUUUUCCCACCGUCGCUUUUCCUAACCCUGAAGAAGGUAAAGGUGCCUUGAAUUUAGCUAUCCAGACGGCUGAAAAGGCUGGUGCUAAUAUUAUUUUGGCCAAUGAUCCUGAUGCUGAUCGACUUGCCAUUGCUGAAAAGCAAUCAAAUGGCGAAUGGAUUAUCUUUACUGGUAACCAGAUCGGAUCUAUUUUGGGUGCCGCUUCUUUUGAAAAGGCUAUUCAAGCUGGCAAAACUCCUGAUCAGUUAGCCAUGGUGGCUAGUACAGUGUCAUCCAAGUUUUUGGCUCGUAUGGGAGAAGUCGAAGGGUUCAAGUUUGUUGAAUCACUUACUGGAUUCAAAUGGAUUGGUAACACUGCCAUGGAUCUCGAAAAGAGUGGAUUAGAAGUGAUCUUUUCUUAUGAAGAAGCCAUUGGUUUUACCAUUGGUGAUAUUGUCAAGGAUAAAGAUGGUGUCAGUGCAUUAGCUUUCUUUGCUGAGUGGGCCACCCAACUUUAUAAGCGUGGUAUCACUGCCAAUGACUAUUUAGAAGAAUUGUAUGCAAAGUAUGGUUACUUUGUCUCUGAGAAUUCUUAUUUCAUUUGUCAUGACAAGCCCAAGAUUCAAAAGAUCUUUGAACGUAUUCGUUAUGAUGCGGAAGGAAAAUUAGAUUAUCCCAAGACGAUUGGAGGACAUGCGGUGACGGGUGUAAGAGAUUUAACUGUGGGUUAUGAUUCUUCCACUGAGGAUCAUUUACCUACUUUACCUGUAUCUGCUUCUUCUGAGAUGAUCACUUUCCGUUUAGCUAAUAACACAGUCUUUACUAUCCGUACCAGUGGCACUGAACCCAAGAUCAAGUACUAUUCUGAGUUACGUGGUGAAAGUGAGCAACAAGCUAGAAUUGACCUUCAUCAUGUGGUCGAAGCUAUUGCUAAUGAAUUGAUGGAAUAUGAAAAGAAUGGUCUUGAAAAGAAGAAGGAAGAGUAAAUACGACUCUUCUUUUUGUGUGGGACAACCCUCCAAAAAAGGCAACUAAAUUUUUUUAAAUAAAAAAAUAAAAACAUAAUUUUUUUGUUUUCAUUCAUUGAAACAUAAAAAGAA